This is a messenger RNA of Acanthocheilonema viteae, 312 nucleotides long. The record is from the annotation of a GenBank genome assembly. NCBI's taxonomy places the organism in Eukaryota, Metazoa, Nematoda, Chromadorea, Rhabditida, Onchocercidae.
AUGUCUAUUGCUAAUUUUCUCAAGGAUUUGCCAUCGCGCGACAAAGCAAAUUUCUCAUCUUUUUUGAAACAGAAUGGGAAGCCAGUGGUGGCUCGUAUUUCUGAACAAUCGGAUGAUGAGAAACGAAUAAUUUUUGAUAUGAAACCGCUUUUGUUAAGGUAUCUCAAAAUAAAUUGGUUAUAUAUAAGCAAAAAUAGUGUUCUUCAGAGUGCUCGAUCAGAUCGAAAGCGUGCAUCUGAUGUAAGUAGCAAUGCAACUGAUGAAAGUGAAAAUACUAGUGGAACACGUAUAAAAACGAGGCGAAGGGAAUAA